CCAGGACGCGCGUUCGUCCUCACUGAGUAGCGCAGGAGCAUGAGCUCCGUGUAGGUCCUGGACCCGCUCGCUGUGAACGACAGAUUCGGUCAUGCCGAUGAAAGGGAGGUUCCCCAUACGGAGGACGCUGGAGUAUCUCCAGAAGGGCGAGAUCGUCUUCAAAAGCUCCGUCAAGAUCAUGACUGUGAACUAUAACACUCACGGAGAGCCGAGCGAGGGAGCAAGGAAAUUUGUUUUCUUCAAAAUUCCACAAGUCCAGUACAAAAAUCCCUGGGUUCAAAUAAUGAUGUUUAAAAACAUGACACCGUCUCCUUUCCUCCGGUUCUACCUGGAUGACGGCGAGCAGGUGCUGGUGGACGUGGAAGGAAAGGACUAUAAAGACAUAACGCAGCAUGUGAAGAAGAUUCUGGGCAAAUCGGAUAAAGUUCUGCAGGCAGAAGCUUUGGCCAAGAUGGAGGCUUCAAACCCAGCGAACUUCGGACCCAAGAAGUACUUCUUGAGGGAGUGUAUCAGCGAAGUGGAGGGUCAGGUUCCUCACCCGGGCCGCGUCCCCUUGCCAAAAGAGAUGACCGGCAAAUACAGGACCAAACUGGCCGCUAGCUCUGAGGACUAAGGACCACAGGGGGGGCUUUGGGCAGCGAGAUAUAAUCGGGAAGAGCGAACUGUUUCAUGCCUCAAGCUUUCCUGGUCUUCAAUGCCUGAAUGGACUGCAUUCACCUCUCAGUUCUUUGUCGAAGUUUAGAAGAAGGAUUGAUGGAAUAACUACAACCAUGCCAUGUUUGUCUUUUUCAUUUGUAAUAUUAAAAAUAAAGAAAACGAUUGAA
Pygocentrus nattereri (red-bellied piranha) is the source of this 824-nucleotide messenger RNA. RefSeq names its product mitochondrial ribosomal protein S25 (gene mrps25). Bases 92 to 613 code for a protein of 173 amino acids. NCBI's taxonomy places the organism in Eukaryota, Metazoa, Chordata, Actinopteri, Characiformes, Serrasalmidae. Gene Ontology annotation, cellular component: mitochondrion. The transcript is spliced from 4 exons. The record is from RefSeq and is a predicted model, not a curated record. Gene Ontology annotation, molecular function: structural constituent of ribosome.